This is a messenger RNA of Pelodiscus sinensis (Chinese soft-shelled turtle), 3787 nucleotides long. It is a transcript of the gene KCNQ5, whose product is annotated as potassium voltage-gated channel subfamily Q member 5. The record is from RefSeq and is a predicted model, not a curated record. Gene Ontology annotation, biological process: potassium ion transmembrane transport. Gene Ontology annotation, molecular function: voltage-gated potassium channel activity. Gene Ontology annotation, cellular component: voltage-gated potassium channel complex; membrane. Lineage: Eukaryota; Metazoa; Chordata; Testudines; Trionychidae.
CGCAGCUCCCCCUAUCCCACUCCGCUUUGCUUCUCUCCGCCGAGGGACUCGGUUGGACACUGUGCCCCUUUCUCCCCAGCUCUGUGGGCCGCUUCCCGCCCGCACCCGGGGAAGCUGAUCUGACGGCUGCUACCCGCACCCAGUUCCGGUGCUGCUCUUGCCCCGCUCUUCGCGCCUGUGGUGAUGCCAUGCCCCACAAGCACAGCGGAGGAGAGGAGGGCGGCUCCGCCGGGCUCUGGAUGAAGAGCAGCCGCCCGGGGAGCGGCAUGAAGGAUGUGGAAUCCGGCCGCGGCAGGGUGCUCAUGAACUCGGCCCCGAGGGGGGACGGCUUGCUCCUGCUGGGCACCGGCAGCGCCAUCGGUGGCUCGCGGGAGCCCCGGCGGGGGAAGCAAGGGGGAGCCCGGAUGAGCCUGCGGGGGAAGCCGCUGUCGUACAACAGCAGCCAGAGCUGUCGGCGGAACGCCAAGUACCGGAGGCUGCAAAACUAUCUGUACAACGUGCUGGAGCGGCCCCGCGGCUGGGCGUUCAUCUACCACGCGUUCGUUUUUCUUCUUGUAUUUGGUUGCUUGAUUUUGUCAGUGUUUUCUACCAUUCCUGAGCACACAAAACUUGCCUCUCGUUACCUCUUCAUUCUGGAGUUUGUUAUGAUUGUUGUCUUCGGUUUGGAAUAUAUCUUUCGUAUCUGGUCAGCCGGCUGCUGUUGUCGCUACCGAGGAUGGCAAGGAAGAUUGCGCUUUGCGAGGAAACCAUUCUGUGUAAUAGACACCAUUGUUCUCAUCGCUUCAAUAGCAGUUGUUUCUGCAAAAACUCAGGGUAACAUUUUUGCAACAUCAGCACUGAGAAGUCUUCGUUUCCUACAGAUCCUUCGUAUGGUGCGCAUGGACCGAAGAGGAGGCACUUGGAAAUUAUUAGGUUCAGUAGUUUAUGCACAUAGCAAGGAAUUAAUCACAGCCUGGUACAUAGGAUUUUUAGUACUCAUCUUUUCUUCUUUCCUUGUCUAUCUGGUGGAAAAAGAUGCAAAUACCCAGUUUUCUACAUAUGCAGAUGCUCUCUGGUGGGGCACAAUCACAUUGACAACAAUUGGCUAUGGAGACAAAACUCCUCUGACUUGGCUUGGAAGGCUGCUUUCUGCUGGGUUUGCUCUACUUGGCAUUUCUUUCUUUGCACUACCUGCUGGUAUUCUUGGCUCAGGCUUUGCACUGAAAGUACAAGAACAGCACCGUCAGAAACAUUUUGAGAAAAGAAGGAAUCCAGCUGCCAGUUUAAUUCAGUGUGUAUGGCGUAGUUAUGCGGCUGAUGAGAAAUCGGUUUCCAUUGCUACCUGGAAGCCUCAUUUGAAGGCCUUGCAUACCUGCAGCCCUACAAAGAAAGAACAAGGGGAAGCUUCUAGCAGCCAGAAGUUAAGUUUUAAAGAGCGGGUACGGAUGGCUAGCCCAAGAGGGCAGAGUAUUAAGAACAGGCAGGCAUCAGUUGGAGAUCGACGGUCACCAGGUACUGAUGUUACUACAGAGAGCAGCCCAACCAAAGUGCAAAAAAGCUGGAGCUUCAAUGACCGAACCCGUUUCAGACCGUCACUGCGUCUGAAAAGUUCUCAGCCAAAACCAGUGGCAGAUGCUGACACCACUCUUGGAACAGACGAUAUUUGUGAUGAGAGAGGAUGCCAAUGUGAUGUAUCAGUUGAAGAUCUCACACCAGCACUUAAAACUGUCAUUAGAGCUAUCAGAAUCAUGAAAUUUCAUGUUGCAAAGAGAAAGUUUAAAGAGACAUUACGUCCAUAUGAUGUGAAAGAUGUGAUUGAACAGUAUUCAGCUGGUCACCUUGAUAUGUUAUGCAGAAUUAAAAGUCUUCAGUCACGCGUUGACCAAAUUCUUGGAAAAGGACAAAUCACAACAGAUAAGAAAAAUCGAGAAAAGAAUACUGCAGAGAAUGAGACAACUGAUGACCUUAGUAUGUUAGGGCGUGUAGUCAAGGUGGAGAAGCAGGUACAAUCCAUAGAGUCGAAACUGGAUAGCCUGUUAGACAUUUAUCAACAGGUCUUAAGGAAAGGAUCAGCACUCACUUUGGCUUCAUUUCAAAUGCCAUCUUUUGAAUGUGACCAGACCUCUGAUUAUCAAAGUCCUGCAGACAGCAAAGAUUUAUCCAAUUCUGCACAAACCAGUGGAUGUGUAUCCAGAUCAGCUAGUGCCAAUAUUCCUCGUGGCCUACAGCUUAUACUGACACCAAAUGAUUUUAGCACUCAGGCUUACUAUGCUUUUAGUCCAACUAUGCAUAGUCAAGCAACACAGGUGCCAAAUGAUGGACCUGCAACAAUAAUAACUAAUAAUACAUCAAACCAAAUAAACCAGGCAACUAAGCCAACAACACCAACAACAUUACAAAUACCACCUUUCUCCUCAGUCAAGCAUGCCAACUGGCCUGAGCCUCUUCAUAUUAUUCCUGCAACUAUACAGGAAAAUAUUUCUGAUGUCACCGCUUGCCUUGUUGCUUUAAAGGAUAAUGAACAAGUUGCACAGCCCAAAGUGAGAAAGGAUCUUUCAUGGAGAAAAAGCCUCGAUACAGAAGGGGAACCUUUGGUCCCAGUUAAACCAGUAGUGCAAAUGGAUUUAGGAAAGUCUUUAUCUGUACAAAAUCUUAUACAAUCAUCAGAAGGACUGAAUGUACAGGUUGCUGGUAAUGACUCCAGUGGCUCAAAAGGGAGCCAAGAAAUGUACUCCAAGUGGAGGGAGUCAAAAUUAUUUAUAACAGAUGAAGAGUUGGAAGCAGAGACAGAAACAGAAGGCAUCUCUCGCUCAUUAGUGGAAACAACUCUCUCUACUGACUCUCUAAGGACUGGAAUAUCAAGAUCAUCUCAAAGCAUUUGCAAGCCAGGGGACAGUACAGAUGCACUCAGCUUGCCUCAUGUCAAACUUAAAUAACAAUUUAUGGGUUUUCUUCAUUGGCUAAAUAAUUAUUUUAGUCAUACAUAUCAUAGCAUGAACUCUUUUGAAAGCCUUUUUUAAUAUGAUAAAAUUGCAAGAAUCAGGAAGAAUCUGAAAGGCAGUUGUAUGAGCCCAUAUCUUCUAAUUGCAUGAAAAUGCAUGCUUAAGAGACCGCUAAAAUUCAGAUUUAUACCUACCGUACAUCAACACUUUUAUGUAGUACAGUAGGUGUAAAUAAUGAGUAAUCUAAAAUGUUAAUACUGCAGGUUGUGUUAGAAAGCAAAAAUCUGAGCAUUUAGAAAUAGUAUUGUUUCUACAGUACAGAAGUAAAAAGCAUAAGAUUUAAAGCACUUUGCUUCUGGAUUAAUUAAAAAUAUAUAUGUCCUGAAUUAGACAAUAGUUUAUGUUUACAACAAAAUUAUUAUAUACAGCUGCUAGCAAGGUACCAAGGAAACUAGAAAUACAUGACUAGAUAUGGCUGCUAGUUGCAAGAUAUACACAUUAACUCAUCAUUAAUCAGUUAUUUUAACACUCGGCUUUAGAAUGUUAAUUUCUGUAAUUUUAUUUUGGUGAUUUAGUGCUGUGGCAAAGUACUUUGCACAACACUUUCAGGUUGUCAUUUAUGAUAGGAACAUUCUUUUGCUAUGAAAUGUACAAUUUGAAGGGAUAGGGGUUGGCCUUAGUUAUAGAUAAUUGGGACUACUGCACCAAAAAUUCAGGGACAGCUUUCCUUACCCCAGAUUUACUGAUAUCACUGAUGUGCCCUGCCUAUGGAUCUGAAGCAUUCUGGAAGCAGAAUCAGCAGGAGAGGAGAGAGUGCUGCCUUUACUGUAAAAAAGCUUCAGAGGGGUAGCCGAAUUAGUCUGUAA